CUAUACCAAUUUCACUCUUUUCCCAUACACACACGGCAACACCCGUGUUGCACUUGGCCUCUCUUCCUUCCUUCAAUCUUCCAACACUUUUCAUCUUUCCACAUAUUUGGAUAACAAUAGGCCACAAAAAGGAAGAAGAGAGAAAGGAGAUCAGAUUCAAUCUCGAAAAUCCAUUUUGUGCAUAUUUUUAUCUCUUUUGUGCAAUUUCCUUUUGGUUAAAACACAUUGCUAUUAAAUGGAAAAGAAAGUCCUUGAUCUCAUAUUAGUCCCAAGUGGUUUCCUUGUGAUGUUGGCUUACCAUUUCUGGCUCCUCCACCAAAUCAUGAAACACCCCACCAAAACAGUCAUUGGUGUCAAUGCAAUCAAUCGCCGUUUAUGGGUCCAAGCCAUGAUGGAGGAUGUGUCCAAGAAUGGGGUUCUAGCAGUGCAAUCUUUGAGGAACAACAUAAUGGCAUCAACCCUUUUGGCUUCAACAGCUAUAAUGUUGAGUUCUCUCAUUGCUGUGUUAAUGAGCAGUGGCAAUGAGAGAAAAACCGUGGUUUAUGAGGUGUUUGGGGACAGGAGUGAGCUUGGUUUGUCCAUAAAGUUCUUUUCCAUAUUGGUGUGUUUCUUGUUGGCGUUUUUGUUGAAUGUGCAAUCCAUAAGAUACUAUAGCCAUGCAAGCAUCUUAAUCAACGUGCCCUUCAAGAAAGUGUCUCCAAACCUUAGGCACCAAAUGCUCACAGCUGAGUAUGUUGCCAACACUGUGAACCGAGGCAGUUACUUCUGGUCCCUCGGCUUGCGUGCCUUCUACUUCUCUUUCCCUCUCUUCAUGUGGCUCUUUGGACCCAUUCCAGUGUUCUUCUCUUGCGUUGCCCUUGUUUUCAUGCUAUACUUCUUGGAUGUUACAUUUGAGUGUGGAUGUGCUGGAGUUUCUGACACUCAUAGUGUUGAAGCUGUUGAAUUGAACAAACACAAUGUUGAUGUGGAAAUUGGAAAGGCCAAUUAGUAAUUAGAGUAGCUUAAUUAACUUGUUAAGUGUAAUGGGCUAAUGGCUAUGCACUUGUAAAUUUAAACUUUGAGAAUGUCAAUCAAUUAUAAAUCAUUA
Molecule: messenger RNA, 1087 nt
Organism: Glycine soja
Lineage: Eukaryota; Viridiplantae; Streptophyta; Magnoliopsida; Fabales; Fabaceae
Exons: 2
Coding region: 236-988 (250 amino acids)
Source: RefSeq, a predicted model, not a curated record